AAUCCAAUCUACGGUGGUUGAAUUGACAUGGCGCCGGAAGUUAGUGAUGGCCUCAUUCGGAUUCAGUCGUUCAAAGCACAAUGUGAUCCCCGAGGCCGUUAGCCCGGUUUCUAAAUGUCCGCCGAGUGACAGCGAGAAUAUCUAUUCUGCGCAUUACGAGUGGUGUAAAGAAGGAGUACAUGGAUCAUCGGCUGACUGGGUAAGUAGUGAAGCAUUGACACCGAGUAUCAUUUCUUCGAAAGGACGAGGUCAAUAUACACACGGUUUUAAGCAGGGCGAGGUGAGAGACGCGUUUCGAGAUAUUAGAGAUGAAAUAAUUGGCGAAGUCAUGACGGAGGGGCUCGACGAAUUUCAAAGAAGAGAUGAGACAAGCCAAAAGUUGACGAAGUCAAUGCGAGCAUGCGGCAAAAUUUCAUUUUCCUUGGACCCUAUAACAGAGAAUAAAUGCGAAUUGGAGAGAGGAGAAGCGGCGUUCAAGAUGUCGAGUUCCGGAUUGUCGCCACCAUUUGAGAAGCAACUAAGUAGCCAAGCUAUUCGCCAGUCUAUUUUGGAAAGCCGCUCAGUGAAAAAAAGAGCAACAGGGCACCAUAAAGAGGUGGGUGCGAAGGCUUCAGAAGCCCAAUGGUUGCUUGUGGACAAGCAAAUACGCUCCAAAUAACUUGCAAGAAUUGGCCGUACAUAAAAAAAAAGUCGAGCAAGUAAGUCAAAUUUUAGUUUCUAUGUUAAUAGCGUGCCGUCGCAGAAGGCAAACAACGAUCUCGCAUGUGGACAGUACCCAGGAAGCGAAGUGCUUGAUUAUCACCGGGCCUUGUGGUGCAGGAAAGACUCAGACAAUUCGACUAUUGGUUGAGAAGAAUUUGAUUAAUAAUCAGACGACAACGGGUAUAGAGAAGUGCCGUACUUUUUUCCAGUGCAGGCUGAUGGAGUAUCAUAGUCCGGUAGAGAUUUCUAUUAAUUCUGUAGGAGAGGCGUACAACCAGGAUGUCAAGGCGACUCAGAAAAGCAAAUUAGAGCCCUUUUUUCAAUUUUUAACUCGUUCAAAAUAUCCAUCUCUUCCUGUACGAUUUGAUCUUCCUUCAUCGUCGGACGACGGAUUGGACAGCGAAAAAUCUGAUUUGCAUACGUGUGUAGAUAAGGUCCUUUUGGUUGAGAAUAUGCCUUAUCUACACGAUUCGAACCAAACACGAAGGUUUCAAGAUUUUAUUCUUUUCUAUUUGUCCAAAUCUGUUCACUAUCCUAUUGUUUUUAUCAUUAGCGAUGACAGAAACUUCAAAGGGCCAAGUCAGCUACGGAGGAUCUUUUCAGAUCACAUCUUAGAGCAUCAAGCGGUCAAAGUCGUCGAGUUUAACCAGGUAUCCCUCACCACAACUCAGAAAAUCCUGACGAAAAUCUGCAAAGCGGAAGGACUGGCGUUUACCAAGGAGUACCUUCUUUCAAUUUCUGAAAUGUGUCAAGGCGAUAUUCGUAAUGCUAUUCUGACAUUACAAUUUGUGAGUAGGAAGACUGUUCUGAAAUCGAUCUCUCUUCCUCCUCCCAGCAAGAAAAAGCGGCAACUGAACCAACCGGAACCUGAGAGCCUCAUCUAUCGAGACGCCAACGAAAAUCCGGCCGCGCAGCUCUAUCACUUCAUCGGCAAAGACCCCACUCUAGCCCUGUUUCACUGCGUCGGAAAGAUCAUGUACAAAAAAAGACUCAAAAAUGAAGAAAUUUCUGAUGCCCGCAUCCCUGCUCGAGAACUGAGCCAGCAUCCUGUUAUUCCGGCCACCAGUCCAUUGUAUCGAUUGCCUCUGAAGGCAAGCCCAGAGGCCAUACAAGAUAUGUACAAAGACUUUCGCGAAUCAGAAACUUUUGUCCAAUUUCUGUACGAGAACUAUGCUCGAUUUGAUCAAAACUUGGAAAGUGUUUGCCUGGCAUCUGACUAUCUCUCUAUAUCUGAUAUUCUGUCCAAAACAUAUGCCGACAAGGCUAGCCUGCAGGAAUACUCAGGGUUGAUUGCUAUGAGAGGAAUCCUGUUUUCCCAUUCUGUACCCAUUCAAAAAAACUACCAGGCAUUCGUGAAACCUCAGUGCUUCGGCGCAUCUCAAAAAAUCAAGGAGAAUACGCAGCUGAUUAGCAGGGCGUACUGGUCAAGACUUGGAAGGCCCUUCGGAUACGCGUUCUCUCGAGAGCAGCUAUGCGGAUUCCCGAGCAAAAAAGCACUGUUCACCGAGCUGGUUCCUUUCCAAGGGGCGAUGUUUAAGGCAAAGUUCGGAAGUGCCGAAGCAAAGAAGAGCUGGGCUCGAGCGGAUUACUUGCUUAUUGAAGAAAUGUGCUGCUACUCUGUACCUUCUCCGCGGCAGGCGCUUUUUCGUUCAGCGCAUCAGGAAAGAGAGGACAUCAGUCGGCCGAGGCAAAUAUUAGAGAACACCCCCUGUACGAGCGAUUCUCUCUGGAAAAUAGAGCAGAGCGACGGCAAGGAAUUGGAUGAGAUAGAAGAUGUUUGAUGUAGCAUGUACAGGAAAAAAUUGUGUGAAGGAUUCGCCGAAAAAAAAGGGAAGAGUUAUGACAUGUAUCGCGGGGGUAGAUAUGGAUAUCUCGGUGACGUGUUUAUUAACUUGGCCUCUAGCUGGUUAAAAGCAGCGGUUGUAUUUUGAAGCUCAGGCGUCGUAAAAGGGUUUACGCAAAAAACAAGCGAAUACAAUGGCCAAAAAUGCUGAAUGGCAGUGGAGAAAAGCCCGUAAAGAGGCGGAACGAUUGGAGUUAACUGGUUUCUUUUAGGCGGUUAAAUUUGGUGCGAUAAGGCACGGAGUACCAGUUCGUAAGUGAGAAACAUGAUUGCGGCGUUAGGUACAACACGAAAUAGAUGUGCGCUCAUUCCGCCAUAUAGUCCAGGAACGCCUUCGGUUCGGUAGAUGAGCAUUAGUCCAUUGAAUACGCCCUUGUAUAUAUUUUUUCCAGGCUCACGCAAUCGAGUUCUAAUGACCUCGUGGGGGUAUGUCAACGCGGAGGCGAUGAGCUUGGACAGGCUCGCUGCCGCUAGGCAUUCAAGUGGGUGCAGAUCAUCUAUUCAGAAAAUUUGCGGAAGCAAAAACGGCGCUGCGUUAGAAGUUUACAGACAUCAAAAAGCUGCGAGAUUCGACGCUUUAAGAAAUUAGGGCGUACCUCUUCCACCGUGUCUUCUUUUAACUAUAUUUCUGAACUUUUCGUACAGAACGAAUUGAAGUGAACUCUCAGAAAUGCCUAAAAAUAAACAGUAAAGUUGUUCACAUAAUUUGGAAUGGUAUUGGAAAAGGCAUAGUACGCCUUUUGGCUAUACAUACCUACGUAAGAUGCGGUCAUUCCCUUAUAGAAUACACGCAGUCCUUCUUGUUUGUAGAUCUUCAGGAUAGCGUCCAACGAAUUUUUGUAUUUCUUUCGCGAAAAAGAGGCACCAACCAAGCAGACAACAAAUUGUAAGUGCCACUUAGGCAAAAAGCGCGCAAUAAAGGGAAAAUGACGUACGACUUCCAACGUCUUGGUCUGCAAUUGCAUGCGCGUCUUGACAAGCCAAAUUGGCUGUGUGGUGGUGACUACGACGGCUCCUGCUGUUACACCGGCUGAAAAGGACGCAGCGGAGCCCUCUGGAUUCAUGCCGAGGUUUUCGAUGUACAGCUGCUUUGAUGUUCCAUAGGUGAAAAAAUAAAUUGCACGAGACGGGACGACGCCGAAAAGGUGUGGCCCCAGUCCACGAUAGAGCCCCUUGAUACCCUCUUCUCGCCUCAGAACACUGCAGUCACGGCGAGCACAACGGUUUCCGGUGAGAAAUAAGCCCAACGACUAAAAUACAUAAAACAGCCCAAGCAGGAUUGUGGACGUACGAGAGCGCGCGAAUGGUCCCAAAUCCAAACUUAAAGCCCGACUGCAAAGACGACUUGUGAUAGCGAGCCUAUAAAUCACAGACCGUUAGAAUGAGUAAAGGUGCGCACAGAAAGCAAUCAACACCCAGGAUAAAAGAAGGAGAAUAUAUGCCAUACUUGUAGACGUGUCUUGACCACUUCUAACGGCGAUGUAAUGACGGCCCCUAGCAUGCCACCAGCUCUGGUUUAGCAUUAUUGAUAAAUUUUGUAAGAGUUGAUAUAGCAGCAAACAUAUUUCAGGUGCAUUCUACCUAAAAGUUGCCUAUACGUAUGUGUAUAUCGCACGUGUGCGUGCAGCAUCGAAUUGUGUCUGUUUGAAUAUUGAAAUGCACGGCCAUACCCUCCUGCAAUUAAAUGAGCCCAAGGGGGAUAAGUUUUGUGAACUAGCUCAUUCUUAUUCUUAGGACGCUCAGUCAUUCGGCUGGUCAAGGUUGAUAACAAUGAGUCCAAUCAACAAUAUAAUAAGAUAGACUAUCGGUCUCUGCAGGGUAAUCUCGUUCUGCUCUGAGAGGAGGUAUCUAUAAAUACGUUGUUAAUAGCGCGUUUGGCCUUAGAAAACUAGUUAGUUCGGAUAUGAGGAAUGAAGGGUUACAAGCGAUCCGAGGAUAAGCCGAGUUUGAAAAAAAGCCGCAUAUCACUCAGGUUGAUGGUAUGCCAUUAUAUAUUUGCUUAUUUGAAUGCACAAGAGAGUCUGCCCUUUGAAAAAUUGACCACGAUCAAAUGCUCCCUAAGCAAAGAAUCCAUUGAUGAUUGAGGAUUACCUCUGAUCGGUCAUUUUGGUGAAAAAACGGACCUCUUAAGAAAUUAGACGCUCAAUGGGCGUGUAUAAGAGCACGUCUAAAUAUCGGGAAAAUCUUUACAUGUUUUAGCAAACAAAAAAAAAA
Molecule: messenger RNA, 4759 nt
Organism: Schistocerca gregaria
Lineage: Eukaryota; Metazoa; Arthropoda; Insecta; Orthoptera; Acrididae
Exons: 2
Coding region: 720-2483 (587 amino acids)
Biological process (GO): DNA damage checkpoint signaling; mitotic DNA replication checkpoint signaling; DNA repair
Molecular function (GO): chromatin binding
Source: RefSeq, a predicted model, not a curated record